GGGGAUUUUUCUAAUUGGCCGAAAGCUGAUCCGGCAGGGUUUGGUUUGGAUGUCUUCAGAUUUCCUUGUCUGUAGGUUCUCACAGUUACUCUACAACUCAGAACAGCAAUUGCUGAGGCUGCCUUGCGAAGAGGAUGAUCCUAAACAAAGCUCUGAUGCUGGGGGCCCUCGUCCUGACCACUGCGAUGAGCCCCUGUGGAGGUGAAGACAUUGUGGCUGACCACGUUGCCUCUUAUGGUAUAAACUUGUACCAGUUGUACGGUCCCUCUGGCCAGUACACCCAUGAAUUUGAUGGAGAUGAGGAGUUCUACGUGGACCUAGGAAGAAAGGAGACUGUCUGGCGGUUGCCUAUGUUCAGCAAAUUUACAAGUUUUGACCCGCAGGGCGCACUGACAAACAUCGCUACGGCAAAACACAACUUGGACAUCAUGAUUAAACGCUCCAACUCUACCGCUGCUACCAAUGAGGUUCCUGAGGUCACAGUGUUUUCCAAGUCUCCCGUGGCGCUGGGUCAGCCCAACACCCUCAUCUGCCUUGUGGACAACAUCUUUCCUCCCGUGGUCAACAUCACAUGGUUGAGCAAUGGGCACUCGGUCACAGACGGUGUUUCUGAGACCAGCUUCCUCUCCAAGACUGAUCAUUCCUUCUUCAAGAUCAGUUACCUCACCUUCCUCCCUUCUGCUGAUGAGAUUUAUGACUGCAAGGUGGAGCACUGGGGCCUGGAGGAGCCUCUCCUGAAACACUGGGAGCCUGAGAUUCCAGCCCCUAUGUCAGAGCUCACAGAGACUGUGGUCUGCGCCCUGGGGUUGUCUGUGGGCCUCGUGGGCAUUGUGGUGGGCACUGUCUUGAUCAUCCGAGGCCUGCGUACAGUUGGUGCUUCCAGGCGCCAAGGACCCUUGUGAAUCCCAUCCUGGAAGGGAAGGUGCAUCGCCAUCUACAGGAGCAGAAGUGGACCUGCUGCUACAUGACCUAGCACUAUUCCCUGGCCCGAUGUAUCAUAACCCUUUUCUCCUCUAAAUGUUUCUCCUCUCACCUUUUCUCUGGGUUUUAAACUGCUUUAUCUCCUCAGAGCUCACAAAUGCCUUUUGCAUUCUUUCCUUGACCUCCUGAUUUUUUUUUCUUUUCUCAAAUGUUACUUUCUAAGAGAUGCCUGGCGUAAGCCACCCAGCUACCUAAUUCCUCAGUAACCUCGAUCUAAAAUCUCCAUGAAAGCAAUAAAUUCCCUUUAUGAAACCUA
Molecule: messenger RNA, 1237 nt
Organism: Cebus imitator (Panamanian white-faced capuchin)
Lineage: Eukaryota; Metazoa; Chordata; Mammalia; Primates; Cebidae
Product: HLA class II histocompatibility antigen, DQ alpha 1 chain
Exons: 5
Coding region: 135-902 (255 amino acids)
Biological process (GO): peptide antigen assembly with MHC class II protein complex; immune response; immunoglobulin production involved in immunoglobulin-mediated immune response
Cellular component (GO): membrane; MHC class II protein complex
Molecular function (GO): MHC class II protein complex binding
Source: RefSeq, a predicted model, not a curated record